AUGAAGUUCGCCAUGCGCUUCCUCGUGUCCGCGCUCGGCGUUGCGGCCGCUGCCAAGUCUGCAGGCCACCUCCGUGCAUCUCUGGCCAGUGAUAUCACCGCACCCCAGCAGGCCCUUUUGUCGCUGGUUGCGGCUGCAGCCAAUGGAAGGGGCGAUUCUCCCGAAUUCGACAUCUCUUCCCUUGCCAGCAUGGCACAGUCCAUCUCCAAGACAGGUGGCGUCCCAGAGACUGUGAACACCAUCAAGGGCCUUGUCACCGGCAUGCUGGAGAGCCUUUCCCAAGAAGCCUCCGCCGCACAGCUUGGCGUCACGAACAAGACCUUGUUUGAGACAUGCAAUGCCAACAAGGCUGCAGCAAUGGGCGAGGUGGCUAAGCUUGAGGCGGCUGCGCCUGCUGAUGGCCACUACGCGGAGUACAACCAAUGCAUUCAGGAGCUCGCAAACCUCAACACGACGGCCCAGAGCUGCACCAGCCAAGAGGAGCUGCUACGCGUGGCCAAGCAGGCCCGCUGCGAGUACUUCUCAGCUGUGGAUCGCUCCAACAACUACCAGUCCUGGUUUUGCUACGAGGACGACUUCCCAGUGAGCUCCACCUAUGAGGCCUACUUGCAGCGCAACAUCAACAUGUUGGCCGAGUACAGGACGCGGAAGCAGAACUGCACGGAUGCAAGCUCAAGCUAUAGUGCCAAGCAGAGCGAGUGCAACACCAAGACAUCACCUGUGUCUAUCAAGACGCUUCAUUGUGAGACCUUGAAGUCAAACGCUACAGAGGCCUUCUGCACGCCCUACCAAGGCAAGGUGACGGCCUGCAAUGUCUAUGACAGCUGCUGGGCGGCCUCAGAGGCUGCAGCAACUAGCGCCUACGACACGGCUGUCAGCAUCUCCGAAAACCUCAAGACGCAGUGGAACGCGCUGAAGCGCGUUGAGUGCCUCCUUGAUGUGCUCACCAAGUCCGGUGUCAAGCCUGAGGCCUGCGUGGCUUAG
Messenger RNA from Symbiodinium pilosum, 984 nucleotides. NCBI's taxonomy places the organism in Eukaryota, Dinophyceae, Suessiales, Symbiodiniaceae. The record is from the annotation of a GenBank genome assembly.